UUAUUUAAUAUCAUUUUUAGAAUAGUUCACAAUCAACGAUUACGAUUUGAACAACAACGUCAACGAAUAUUACGCCAUAAACAACAAUUACGUGAACAACAAAUUAAACGUGAACUACAAAAUCGUGAACAUGAAGAAGAGCUUAGAUAUGAACAACAACAAUAUGAACAAAAAUAUCAAAUGAUAGAUGAACAACAACAACAACAACAACAACAUCACCAUCAUCAUCAACAACAACAACAUCAUCAUCAACAACAACAACAACUUUUUGCGAUGGAUGAUGAUGAACCGGAUGAGAAGUGGAAAUUCUAUCAACAUUCACGACGAUUCUAA
This is a messenger RNA of Loa loa (African eye worm), 333 nucleotides long. RefSeq lists its product as hypothetical. NCBI's taxonomy places the organism in Eukaryota, Metazoa, Nematoda, Chromadorea, Rhabditida, Onchocercidae. The annotation marks the transcript as partial. The transcript has a single exon. The record is from RefSeq and is a predicted model, not a curated record.